Humulus lupulus (European hop) is the source of this 1445-nucleotide messenger RNA. RefSeq names its product 1-aminocyclopropane-1-carboxylate oxidase homolog 1-like. The coding region runs from base 71 to 1222 and encodes 383 amino acids. Lineage: Eukaryota; Viridiplantae; Streptophyta; Magnoliopsida; Rosales; Cannabaceae. The record is from RefSeq and is a predicted model, not a curated record. The transcript has 3 exons.
GAAUUUAUUUAUGCAAUGCUCAUAUGAGAACAAACCCCCGACCCACUAAAGAUAUACAUUAACAGAAAUAAUGGUAUUGACCACCACCGCCGGAGACGUUACAACGGAGGCGGAUUCCGCCGUUUACGACAGAAAAACCGAACUCAAAGCUUUAGACGACACCCAAACCGGCGUCAAGGGACUCGUCGACGCCGGCUUAGCUAAGAUUCCCCGAAUAUUCCUUCACCCCAACACCAAAGAUUCUUCUUUUUCUACUCCUCGUCAUCAUCGUCUCCAUGAACCCAGCUCCGCCGCCUCCGACCACGAGAGCAUCCCCGUGAUUGACCUCGAAGCCGGCCAACGAUCCGACGUGGUUGACCAAGUGCGCUUUGCUUGUGAGAACUGGGGAUUCUUUCAGGUGGUCAACCAUGGGAUCCCGGUCGACGUUCUGGAGAAGAUGAUCGGUGGGGUGCGUGAUUUUCACGAGCUGGAUCCUCAGGUGAAGAAGCAAUGGUACUCGCGUGAUUACACGCGCAAGAUCUUGUACAAUACCAAUUUUGACCUUUACUCCGGUACGGUUACUAACUGGAGAGAUACAGUGACUUUUGCUUUGGAUCCGAAUGCUUCUGAUGAUGAUCUUAUUGAGUUUCCACCGGUUUGCAGGGACAUAAUGAUAGAAUACUCAAACAAAGUAAGGAGAUUAGGCUCGACACUAUUCCAACUCAUAUCAGAAGCCCUUGGACUAAGCACAAAACACCUCAUAGACAUGGGUUGUGCGGAUGGACUCUUAUCAUUCGGCCAUUACUACCCACCAUGCCCCCAACCAGAGCUGGUAAUAGGCACAAGUGACCACACUGAUAGCAGCUUCUUCACUGUGCUCCUCCAAGACCAACUUGGUGGUCUCCAAGUUCUUCAUCAAAAUCAUUGGUUCAAUGUCACUCCUAUUCAUGGAGCCCUAGUCAUCAAUCUUGGAGACUUGAUGCAGCUGCUUUCAAAUGACAAGUUCAUAAGCGUCACUCACAGAGUGCUGGCCAAAAAUGAAGUUCCAAGAAUAUCAAUAGCAAGUUUUUUCAGAGCAUUUGGUGAACUUGAAAUUAGCUCAAGAGUAUAUGGGCCUCUUAAAGAGUUGAUAUCAGAAGAAAAUCCUCCACGUUAUAGGGAAACAACCGUGAAAGACUUCGUUGCACAUUACUAUAAGAAAGGUCUCAAUGGAAUCUCUGCACUAGAGCAUUUGAAGCUAUGAAGAUCUGAUUUAUCAUAUUCGUAAAUGUGCAUUGGUGGCUUAUGCUUCACAACAUUCUUCUUUUGGAUGAAUUUUUUUAGGUAUAUUGUAGUGUGGUAGUCACUUUUAUGUAUAUUUUCUUGUAUUCCUAAUGUUUAUACACGUGCGCUUGUAUGACAAAAGAUAAACCUAUUAUGAUUCUCGUGUUAUAAGGAUGAAAUAUUAUAUUUAAGUUGACUCUCCA